This is a messenger RNA of Trichoderma atroviride IMI 206040, 1560 nucleotides long. RefSeq lists its product as uncharacterized. NCBI's taxonomy places the organism in Eukaryota, Fungi, Ascomycota, Sordariomycetes, Hypocreales, Hypocreaceae. The record is from RefSeq and is a predicted model, not a curated record. Gene Ontology annotation, cellular component: nucleus.
AUGGCGCCCUACUCGCCGCCAGACUCGCCGCUGUCAUCGGCAAUGGAGUCCUCGUACGAAGAAGACAUCCACGAUGAAGAGACGAUGCUGCGGCCGUCCAAACGCCAAAAGGUCGAGGCCGGCUCGACGACUUCCUCUGCCGUCAUCCCCGACCCGGAACACGAGCCUGUGUUGGAAGCCGAUGCGCUCGAGGGCAUGUCAGAUAUCUCUUCGGACACGUCAGGCGACAUCCCCAGCUCUCCCGUCAACGCAAGGCUCGAAGAGGAGGAUUUCCAGGACCAAGUGACGGUUUGCGACUGGGACGGCUGUCCCGCAGGGGACCAGGGCAACAUGGACAAGCUGGUCGAGCACAUCCACAAUUCACACAUUGAGAACCGUCAGAAGAAAUACACGUGCGAGUGGCGCAGCUGCAACCGCAAGGGAUUGCCUCAUGCCAGUGGCUACGCCUUGAAGGCUCACAUGCGAAGCCAUACGAGAGAGAAGCCGUUUUACUGCUAUCUACCAGAGUGCGACCGCUCCUUCACCAGAUCCGAUGCGCUUGCUAAACACAUGCGAACCGUCCACGAAACCGAGGCUCUUCGGCCCUCUGAUCCGGUACCGAAAUCCAUGCAAUCCGGGCCAACGGGUCGGACUGGAAAGCUCAAAAUCAUCAUCAAAACCCCCCAAUCACAAUCUGCAGGACAAGACGACGGAGACGAUGCCAACGGUGACGUUCCCCCAUCGGAAUGCUUCACAGUACUCCCGUCCGAUCUGUUCACUGAGGCAGAGCUCGACUUACCCCUUGACAAGCUAUGGCGCAAGUGCCACUGGGAAGCAAAGUGGGCCGAGGAGGUGGGAGAUGCGCUGAAGAGCGAGUGCAAGCAGUGGGAGGAGCUCUACUACAAGGAGUGGCUGGACAAGGAAGUCCUGCUGUCACACGUUAUCAAGACCGAGGUGGAUUGGAGCGAGCGGCGCCAAGCCAUCAUCUCUGGCGCUGCCGACGUGCAGCUUCGCAGCAGCGCAGAAGAAAAGGAAAAGGAUGAGGGCGUUACAAAUGGAGUAGUUAAAGAAGCCCCCGUUGCGGCUACCAGCGAGGCAUAGGAACCCAAACCUUCUUCUAGGAGAGUGGUUAGUCGUGAUGAUUGGGAUGAUUGGGAUGAUUAUCUGGGGAAGUUCGAGGCGGACGCAUGGUGACGUGCAGCUUGGGAUGCGGCUGGGAGUUAUGGAGUUUCUACAAGAAGGGCGCUGAGAUGCGCCUCGCUGGUCUUCGUUUUGCCGGUCUAUUUUCUUCUUCUUCUUUUCUGUGUGUUUAUGCUUCUAGACACUACUUUUUGUUUCACAAGUUGCUUUUCUUCUUCUUUUGAUCUCAGCUUUAGAAGUCCCUGUCAAGCUAAUUCAAUGGCCGCCGCCUCUUUGAAGUUGGUGUAGAGGUGUUUUCGUGUUUGAUCUUUUUGGGGGCUUUAUGAUGUAAGAUGGAGUAAUGGGAUUGCAAAAAAAAUCUUUCAUGAUUUGAAGAACUGGCUUGCCUACCAAAAAACGAUAAUAUGCAUAUUCAAUGAAUUAAUUCAAAUUAUUUCUUUA